AGGAAAGAAUUGAAUUUUCAUUCCAAAAUUCUCACAGUACUCAAUAAAAAAAAAGUAUAAACGCAAAUCUAAUAAGAAUGGCUUCAAUUCUAAGAUCGUCCAAAUUUGCUAGAUAUGUUGUAGGUUUUGCCCGUAAUGUUGUUGUCAACACUCCAAGGGAAUUUGAUGGAAAUUUCGUUAAUGCCACUCAAUGUUUGUGCGGAGCUGUAACUACGCAAUUUUCAUCACAAGCCGCUUUAAAUCACGAACAAAAUUUGGAAAAAAGUUUAAAAAGAUUAGAUCAAGAUGUUAGAAAAUCCGGAAGAAUAUCGAAACGUGACAUUGAAGAUGUCUUGGAGGAAAUUCGAUACAGCCGUUCAGCAACAACAUCACAAUCUCUACUUGUUAUCAGAUGUUGCGGUAACUUAGUUCCAGAAGAAUUACCAGAAGUGAGAACAAAACUAGUCAAAGAAAUUUGGAAUACAUUGAACAAAUUGAAUAUACCAAUGGAUGUAUCUCACUACAAUGCACUUUUAAGGGUUUAUAUAGAAAAUGAACAUGAGUUUUCACCUGUAGAAUUUCUAUCUGAAAUGAAGGAAAAAAAUAUUGAACCAAAUAGAGUAACUUACCAACGUCUGAUUUUACAGUAUUGUCUUAAGGGAGAUAUCGAGGGAGCUACAAAUAUAUUAGAACAUAUGAAACAACAACAAUUGCCAGUAAAUGAGACUGUAUUCAAUGCUCUCAUUAUUGGACAUUCAAAUUUGAACGAUAUGGAAUCAGCUAGAGACGUUUUGAAUUUGAUGGCACAAGCAGGUCUUCAGCCCAGUGCAGAUACUUACACAACUUUACUUUGUGGAUAUGCCAAACAAGGGGAUAUUGAGAUCAUGAAAAAAAUUAUUGACGAAUGUGAAUCUAAAGAAAUAUACCUACUUGAUAAAGAUUUCUUAGAAAUUGCUUCUUCUCUUGCCUUAAAUGGCCAUGAGGAACAUUUACCUGUAAUUUUGGAAAAAAUUCGAAAAACUGUUGGUUAUAAUCAGGAUGCAGUUAACACGAUAUUAAGUUUGGUGAAUAAGGCAAAAGAAAAACCUGCUUAUGAAAUUUUGAAAACAAUGAGUAGAAAUUAUAAUCCAGAUGGUACUCCAAUACCAAGUGGUGCUUUUUUUAUUAAGCAAUUAUUAAAAAUGAGACGACCAAUCCAAGGUAUCAUAGAAUUAUGUGACAGAAUGCAAGCUGAUGGAUUGAUAGAGAAACCUCUAUCAUUCGCCCUAGAAUUAUCUAUCGAGAAAGGCUAUGAAGAAUCUGCCUAUUCGUUAAUGGAAGAACUUCAAAAACGUGGUCAAGAAAUAAAACCUCACUUUUUCUGGCCUCUUAUUCGUUUAAGAUCUAAAGAUGAGGGAAACCAAGCCGUUGUUAGAGUUCUGAAAAAAAUGAAGAGUAUGGGAGUUUAUCUCAGUAAUGAAACUAUAAAAGAUUAUGUCGUUCCAAGUUUGAAAGGAGAUAUUAGUGAUACAAUAAAAAUUUUAACAGAUUUAGAUAUAUCCGUAGGAAGUAGUGCCCUAACUAUAGCUAUCACUCUAUUAAAACAGAACAGAAUUAAAGAUGUUUCUUGGUUAACUACAAAAAUACCAGCUUAUUAUAUGCCAGAACUUAUUGCUCGUCCUUUAUCUUCAGCUUUUUAUAAAACAAAUGAUUUAGAUUCAUAUAUUACAAUUGUUAGAGAAAUUUAUGAGAAUUUAGACAGAAGAGUCAACGUCAUCAAGAAAGGAAGCUUAGAAUUCUUGAGUAAACCAGAAAUGAUUGGCAAUCUAAUAGCUGAUUUAAUGUAUAACAAAAAUAACUUUCCACAAGUAAUAGAGAGUGUUUUGGUGAAAUUGAAAGAACAUGGUUUGAGUAUUUCAACGGAGGUAGCAGAAAAAAUUCAAGAAUCAUUAGGAGAUAAAGUUAAUGACCAAAUUUCAUCUUUACUAGCAUCAUUGAGUUCUGGUGAGCUAGUUCCUACUUCUUUAGCUCGAAAACCUCCAAUAUAUACGCCGUCUCAUCAAAUGAAUAUUCCACAACUGGAAAAACUUAUUGAGAAUUGUUCAUCUAAAAACAUAGAUGUGAGAGGAUUGAAGAGGCAACUAUUUACUCUUUAUUAUCGUGCCAGAGAAUUGGAAAAGACUGAAGUUCUUCUAGAGGAUUUGAAAAAGACACAAAAUUUCUUUUUCACUCCAGGCAUAUAUGCCCAAUUGGUGGACUUGUAUGCUUAUCAUGAUAACUUGGAAAAAGCAGAAUAUUAUUUAGAGCAACUUAAGGAAACUGAAAAAGAAAACCUCAGUCUGAGCGAUACAAAAAUUCUUCGUUAUGCUUAUCUUCUCAAUAAAAGUGGAAGAUUUGAGGAUGCAAUUAAAUUUUUGGAAGAAACUAUGAGGGAUCGUGCUACAGGCGAAGAAGAGAAAAAUUUUGUUUAUGUAUCUUUAGCUUGGCGAUUUAUGAAUUCUAUAGCAGAAAAGGGUAAUGUUGAAGAUUUAGACAGAUUAUUCAACCUUUUAGUGUCAAAGGAAUAUGUUGCUGUAAAUAAUGUGUUACUUGGUCCCCUAAUAAAAGUUCAUUUAAUCAACAAUGAUCUAGAUAAAGCGCUUAUGAAGUUUGAGGAAAUCGUAAAUGUAUACAAAGCAACACCUUGGAAAAAUGAAUUGGCAUGUAGGUUAAUCCAAGCAGAAGAUGCAGAAAAACUUCAAAAAUUAACUGACUUAAGUACCAUGGUUCACGGAGAAAUCAACAGUUUAUACGAUUUAGUGUUUUCAUUCAUCGAAUGUGGUCGUAUCAGACAAGCUAGAAGAAUAUUAGAAACACCUGGUCUGCAUAACAGACCUCUAAGGUUCAAUACAGCUUGUGAACGCUAUAGACAGGAAGGUAAGGUAAAGCCUCUAGAACACUUGAAGGAUGCCACAAAGGACAUGAAUCAUAUAGAUAGAUCCGAAAUUUAUUAUCAAUUAUUAUUGAGUUAUAUCAAAGAAGACGACUCAGAAAAAGCGUGUGGACUAUGGACUCAGAUGCAAGAAGAAAAUUUACCACCUUCAGAUUUAUUCCUAAUUACUCUUUCUGAAUACAUGCAAAAAAAAGGUAUAGAGGUACCAUUCAUCAUUCCUGAACCAAAGAAAACUGUUAAAAGCGAGGAUAUGAUAAAGAAAACUCCUUUGCAAAUCUUUAGAAACUUGUUGAAAUCUGACAAAUGUCUAGAAGCAUUUGGAUACAGAAAAAAUGUAAAUGAUAUCUGGAAUAAUUUGGAAUCUUCUGAAUUGUUAGAAAAGCUUAUUCAGCAUAAUGAAUUAGACAAAGCAUUUACCCUUAUAAUGGAAUUAAUGAACAAGAACAGUAUUCCCAUCAAUAGGGUUUUUAAAUUUGCUAUGAAUAGGUUUGCUAUAGCCGGUAAAGUUGAUGAAAUUGUAACUAUUGGAAAUAAGUUAAAUAUGGAUAUGAAAAAAAUCAUAUCUUAUGAUAAUCGCUUAUGUCACGCAACUGUUGUUAGUGGUGGAGCUGCAGAUUAUCUUGACAAAUUAGAGAAGGAAAUAGAUAGUGCUAACUCGGAAGAAGAACUGAAAAAGUUAAAUGAGAAAUUCCCACGGGGAGGAGCUUAUGGUAUUUUGGAUCACAAUCCUGAAUUACUAGAGAAAUAUGAAACUGUAGCAAAAAAAUAUGCCAAAAAAGGAUUGUUAGCUCCUAUCAAUAUUCUCUGGACUCACCACUUCACUAAAGGAAACUUUGAAAAUGCUAAAGAAUUAUGGAACAACUACUUGCAAGGAUCUUCAAGAAUAAUGUUCCAAAGGGUAGUUCAAGUUGCUCGAAAUCUCCAAAAUGAAGAAAUAAUCAAAAAUCUCAUUGAGCAUCUGAAAACGAGUAAUAUUACGGAAGGUGCAUUAGGAAACGUGUACAGUUGUUUGAUAGACAUCAAAUAUGCAAAGGGCCCAGCAAAAGAAGUUAUUGAAAUCUUUGAAAAUGCUCUGAAAGAUGUGAGUGUGGACCAUAUGAAUAGAACAGCUGUCCUUAGGGUAAAAAAUUGUUUUGAUCAGCUAGGCAAACCAUUCAAUCAUAAAAUUCCUAUCAAAAAUAAGAACAUAAACACUAGCAGUAGUUCAAGUAGUGAAUCUGAUAAGUGAACUUUAGAUGUGUAUUAAUGUAAUUAUUUGUUUUAUAAUAAAACAUUUCACCUA
Molecule: messenger RNA, 4172 nt
Organism: Harmonia axyridis
Lineage: Eukaryota; Metazoa; Arthropoda; Insecta; Coleoptera; Coccinellidae
Gene: bsf
Product: leucine-rich PPR motif-containing protein, mitochondrial
Exons: 4
Coding region: 78-4118 (1346 amino acids)
Molecular function (GO): protein binding
Source: RefSeq, a predicted model, not a curated record